UGUGCAAUGCUGCUGCUGCACGAUAAAACGUGGUCGGUACCGGGAUGAUGGACCAUCGAUCCGAGGGGAACUGGGAAGAACCGGGAAACCAUGGCAACGGGAUUUUGGGGUUGAGUGACGCAGGCGGUCGAUAAGGGUGGGUUCAGGCAGCGCGAGGACCAGACAUCCGCGGAUCGAUUGUCACAGGUCUGCUGCUUCCUCGUGAAUCAUGUCUUCCUCCUCGUCCUCCUCCUCUUCCACGGAGCUGCCCUACUUCUGUCCUCGUUGCGGUGAUGGGUUUCGGUUCUCAUCUGUAGCUGAGCUCCGGGCGCACCUGGUCAGCCGACACACCUAUGAGACCCUGCUGGUGCUCUCCCAGGCUCGGGUCAGAAGCUCCAGAACCAGUUCUCUCCUCCCACUCCCUAGCCCAGCUGUAUCCCAAAGUCAGAGCACUUCUCUGGACAUGGAACAUGAAAGCCUGCCCCUGCCACUGGCCUGCUUGGAUCUCGCCUCAUCAUCUGCCUCCGUCCAACUGCUCAGGGAGAUGUUCGGUGCUUCAGAUUGCCCUCUGCCUUCCUCUACGGUACAUUCAGAAGGCCCCUCCACUGCUCUGGCCCUUCCUGGAUCUGUGGAUCUUUUUGCUGGGAAGAACCUUGGAGAGGUGAGGGUCCAGCUAGGCUUGGUGGAGAUUGGGCUGGAAGAGCGACUGGGGCUCGGGCUGGAUCAUAAAAUCGCCCGGACUUUCGCGGAGGUUGAGGAGAGGGUGAACCGACGCAUGGCCCGACUGAAAGUGGAGCUACAGAGGAGAGAGAUGGAGCUACAGCGGGCGAGGCGAGACAAGGAACGACUCAGGAGUGAGAAACAGGAAGUGGAAGAGAAAGCAGCCUACCUGUCCCGACAGGUCUCAGCUGCCAUGGAGAUGAUGGAGAAAUUAAAGAAAGAUCUUACAGGGAAAGAGAAGGAGCUGAGCAAACGACAACAGGAGAUGGUGGACAUUGAGCAUUUUUUGAGGGAGACGGCAGACAAAGAGGCCGAAGCCAAAUCCAGGCUGCAGAUGUUCAUUGAGACCCUGCUGGAGCGAGCAGAUUGCGCAGAGAGACGGCUCCUGAUGCUUGGCUCGCACGAACAUCACAACCUCUUCCCAGACAGUGACGGGUACGCAUACACCGAGCCCUAUUUGCUCACUGAGGUUUACGAACCUACACGGAGCCAAGGGGGACGCAGUCUGGAUGGCAGCACUGAUGACAUCAUUGCAAAUAAGAUGCAGGAAACCAUUGGAAACAGGGCACCCUGCUGUUUGGACACGCCUCCAGCUGGAGAAUGCCAGAGUGUCUACAGAGGUAUCGAAGUCCUCAUCAUCUUCAGAUAG
Messenger RNA from Pundamilia nyererei, 1348 nucleotides. RefSeq names its product F-box only protein 41-like. The transcript has 7 exons. The coding region runs from base 209 to 1348 and encodes 379 amino acids. The record is from RefSeq and is a predicted model, not a curated record. Lineage: Eukaryota; Metazoa; Chordata; Actinopteri; Cichliformes; Cichlidae.